Papilio polytes (common Mormon) is the source of this 970-nucleotide messenger RNA. RefSeq names its product pancreatic triacylglycerol lipase-like. The transcript has 6 exons. Gene Ontology annotation, molecular function: lipase activity. The record is from RefSeq and is a predicted model, not a curated record. Bases 33 to 929 code for a protein of 298 amino acids. Lineage: Eukaryota; Metazoa; Arthropoda; Insecta; Lepidoptera; Papilionidae.
UUAUCGGUAAAAAUUCUAGUUAUCCUUUCAAAAUGUCCGCCAUCACAAGAGGGCUCUUGUUAUUAUGUGCUGCUGUUGCAGCAUCAGCGUUCGAGCUGAGAGAUGGAGAUGUCGUUUUCCAUUUAUUUACAAGGGCUAAUCCCCAAGUCAGUCAGCCUCUACUGCCCUCGGUGGCAUCUAUUAUGACGUCAUCGUUUUCCGUCACCCGUCGCACGAUCGUCACCAUCCACAGCGACGGAGAGGGUGUAUCAGGCAACUUCAACGCUUUUGUAGUUCAAGCUCAUCUCUCAGCGGAGGAUGUGAACGUGAUAGCUGUGGACUGGAGCCCAGGUUCGGCGAUGUACACGCAGGGUCUCGGCAACGCACCCCAAGCCGGUCGCAUCAUUGCCCAGUUUAUUAACAUUCUUAUCAACACCUUCGGAUAUAACGCUGCCCAAAUUCGCAUAGUGGGUGUUGGUCUCGGCGGCCAUGUGGCUGGUAUUGCGGCAAGAAAUGUCAACGGAGAAAUUCCUCAUGUUGUUGCAUUAGAUCCGUCUCUGCAUGGGUGGACGCAUCAUCCCGAAAUCUUAAAUGAAGAUGAUGCGGCAGUUGUCGAAGUAUUGCACACUACAGCUGGUCUUAAAGGUUACGAUUAUCCUUUGGGAGAUAUAGAUUUCUAUUCAAAUGGUGGAAAAGCCCAGAGCGGUUGCGGCACCGAUGUCUCUUGCUCCCAUAUUUAUUCAUAUGUUUUCUACGCGGAAUCGAUUACUGCUGAAGUGGUGAAUGGUAGAAGAUUUGUUGGUACGUCAUGUCUAGAUCAUGACACCGCUAUGGAUUUGCAAUGUACUGGAGCUAGAGAUGCUAUAUUUGGAGGGUUGGCAACGAAGACUGAUGAAUUCGGUGUCUACAUGUUCCUGACCAAUUUCGUGUCUCCGUUUGCCAGAGACUAAAUAUAAACACAAUUUGUGACAAUAAAAAGAGUAAAACGUUA